Messenger RNA from Durio zibethinus, 2776 nucleotides. Its product is annotated as protein HYPER-SENSITIVITY-RELATED 4-like. The record is from RefSeq and is a predicted model, not a curated record. NCBI's taxonomy places the organism in Eukaryota, Viridiplantae, Streptophyta, Magnoliopsida, Malvales, Malvaceae. Gene Ontology annotation, molecular function: ATP hydrolysis activity; ATP binding.
ACCCUUACUUCAUUUUCCACUUCAUUGAUUCAUUCCCCAAAAUGUAAAACAUAUAUACUCAACUAACAGUCAAUAAAUAGCAGACUCCCAAAGGCUUAAUUUCUUUCAGAAUCCAAAAGCCUUGAUCUAACACCAGAAAAACAUGGAGAGCUCUUCCGGUGAAUCCAAAAUUGCCAACGCCAAGACAAUUGUAUCUGCAGCUGCAUCUUUUGCGGCCACGGUGAUGUUAGUUCGAUCAAUAGCACAAGAAUUCUUGCCAUAUGAAAUCAAAGACUAUUUCUUCUUCGGCAUCCGAAAAAUCUUCAACCGAUUCUCGUCCACACUCACUGUGGUCAUUGACGAAUUCAAUGGCCUUGUUUACAACCAAAUCUAUGAGGCUGCAGAGAUCUACUUAGGCAGCAAAAUAUCUCCCUCUUCACAAAGAUUCAAAGUGAGCAAGCCUGAGAAAGAAAACAAGUUCGUUGUCACCAUGGAACGUAAUGAAGAAAUGGUUGACAUCUAUAAUGGUGUCAAGUUCAAUUGGGUUUUGGUCUGCAAACAAGUAGAAUCAGCGAGGCAUUUUCACAACCCUCGAGAUAUCAACUCCACAUUAAAAUCAGAAGUGCGUUCUUUCGAGCUCAGCUUUUCCAAGAAACACAAAGAAAUGGUACUUAACUCUUACUUACCUCACAUUGUUAAGGAAGCAAAGUCCUUGAAACAAGAACGGAAGACAAUAAAACUCUUUACUGUUGACUAUGAGAGCAUGUAUGGCAACUUGGCGGAUUCUUGGAGGGCUGUGAAUCUUGAUCACCCUGCAACUUUUGAAACGUUGGCUAUGGAUACCGACCAAAAGAAUGCAAUCUUGCAAGAUCUUCAGAGGUUCCUGAGCAGGAAAGAUCAUUACAGGAAAGUAGGGAAAGCUUGGAAGAGAGGGUACUUGUUGUACGGUCCACCAGGGACAGGCAAAUCGAGCCUGAUUGCUGCAAUGGCUAAUUACUUGAAUUUUGAUGUUUAUGACUUGGAAUUGAGUGAUGUACGAUGCAACUCGGAACUCAGGAGACUGCUCGUGGCUACUGGGAACCGGUCCAUAUUGGUGGUAGAAGACAUAGAUUGCACCAUUGAGUUACAAGAUCGGAUGACCGUGGCUCGUGCUUCACGUUUUAACGAUUAUCCUCCUCAAAAACAGGUCACACUGUCAGGAUUGCUCAAUUUCAUUGAUGGGUUGUGGUCAAGCUGUGGAGAUGAGAGGAUUAUUGUGUUCACUACCAACCAUAAAGAUAAACUGGACCCGGCACUCUUGCGUCCAGGGCGCAUGGAUAUGCACAUUCACAUGUCCUAUUGCACUCCCUGUGGAUUCAGAAUUCUUGCAUCAAAUUACCUCGGAAUUAAAGAGCAUGCAUUGUUUGGAGAGAUUGAGGAGGCAAUUAGAACAACAGAAGUGACCCCAGCUGAAGUGGCAGAGCAGCUGCUUAGGAAUGAAGAUCUUGAAACUGUGCUCGAAGACCUCAUUGAAUUCCUCAAGGUGAAAAAGAUAGAAAAUCAGGAAGCAAAGGCCAUUAAGAGUCAAGCAGAAGCAGUAUCAAACAAAGAAGCGCAAAGCAUAGAAGCUGAAAGGGUCGUACAAAAGGAAGAUGAUGAUGACGAAAAGAAAACCACAAAAUAGAAGCCUAUUCUAAUAAACGGACAUAUAAUGCUAUUAUUUGAGAUGGAUAGUGCUUGUUUCCUUGCACUCAAUGGUUAAACUCCAUCUGAUUUCUAGUUAAAGUAAAAUUCCAAUCUCAAGCCCUUGUUACCAUUAAGUAUCACAAAUAUUACAAGUUUUACAAGUUAAAUUAGCUCAUACCUUCUAUGUGACGCUUUUAUUCCGUACGUAGUGUUUUCUAUAUCUUUCAAUAUUGAAUUUUCAAUCCAUCUAAACAAAAUUUGAUGAGAAAGGAACAAAAUGGUGGAUUUUGACCUCCAUUUUUAGAUAAAAGCCACUAGGCAAACUUGAUUUGUUAUUUUUCAACAUAGAUGAGAGAAUCUGUAGUCUGUGGUCAAGCUGUGGGGAUGAGAUAAUCAUCCUGUUCACAACCAACUAUAAGGAUCGGCUUUGCCCUGCUCUGCGGCACCUUGGUUGAAUGGACCUGUACAUCCACAUGUCGUAUUUCAUCCCCCAUAGAUUCAGGCUCUUCGCUUCUAAUUAUCUGGACAUCGGCAGCAAAGACAACCCUUUCUUCAGAGAAAUUGAUGGCUUAUUAGAGAGCACAGAGGCAACCCUGGCAGAGGUAGCGGAGGAAUUGAUGAAAAAUGAUGAUGCCAACGUUGUUCUAUAAGGUCUUGUUAAAUUCCUUAAACGGCAGAAGAAUGAAGCCAAUGGAAUCAAGAAUAAAGCCACAGAUUGCGGUGAAGUUCAUUCCUCCAUCACAAGACUGAAUGUAAUAGUAUCAAGAACUAAGAGAUUGAAAUCCAAUGGUGACUAGUGAUGGCAAUGCCCAGGUUAAGAUGGGUUUUUAUUCAUUUUGAUUUUGAUUCGAUUUUAUAAAAUAUAUUUUUGAUUUUGAUCCGAUUCAUUGUAGUAAAAUAUUAGACUCUAAUAAAAUUUUUUUUUACCAUUAAAUAUAAUUUCCAUGGAGAAAAAUAUGUUGAAUUGCAAAACAUACUUUGUUAAGAACCCUUUUUUAGAGUUAUUAUGUUGUUAUUAAGUAUGUUGUUUGUUUGAAGAUAUGAUUAUCAAAAGAGCCCUUAAUUUAUAAUCGUAGAAUUAGAAGUCCCUUGCAGUCGUAAAAAAUGAUUCAUUGCAAAACUCCAAAAACCC